UGUGGCUGUCGCAGGGAUGUCUGAGACCUCGUCCAGCAAGGAGAGUGCCCCGGCCGAGUGCCCCGUGUGCUAUGAGAAGUUCCAGGCGCUGGAGGCCGCGCACCGCAGGCUGAGCUGCGGGCACACCUUCUGCCACGACUGCCUGGUGAAGUGCCUGCUCUGCGCCAAGCUCGACGGCCAGCUCCAGAGCAGCAUCAUCUGCCCCGUCUGCCGCUACGUCACCUUCCUCAGCAAGAAGAAGCCUCCGUGGCCACCCAAAGCAGGCACCAACCCCCGGACGCUGGAGAUACCUCUGUCACCUUCCUCCUUGUCCCAUCUGACCAAAACGGAGGCCAGCAACACCUUGGUGGUGCCCAGUCAUUUUGUGAAGCCAGUGCAGAGCUUUGACCGGUGCAGCAGCACAGGCAACAGCGCCCUGGAUGUGCAGGAGGUCCCGGGAGAGCUGGCGCGGGAAGCCCACAUCUUUGUUAUCAGCAACCAUGGGAUGCCACUGGUGGACACAGACUGCGGCUCCCUGGGGAGGAGGAGCAGGGUGGAAACAUGGAGCUCGGUGUCAUCCAGCUCGGCCCUGGGGGUGAAAUGCUGCCAGUCUCCCAUCGCGCUCGCCGUCCUCCUCAUCCUCACCGUGGCCAUGCUGGCAGCUGUGCUCCCCUGGCUACUGCUGGUGAAGAGGGACUCGUAGCAGGGAUGGGAUCAACCUGGAGACUAGAGGGGUGUCACUGAUGCUGGGACAGAGCUAGGGCUGGAACCUGCCCCAAAAGAUCCCUGGAGAAAGCCCAGAAGCAGCUUUAGGUGAAGC
This is a messenger RNA of Pezoporus flaviventris, 799 nucleotides long. RefSeq names its product ring finger protein 222 (gene RNF222). NCBI's taxonomy places the organism in Eukaryota, Metazoa, Chordata, Aves, Psittaciformes, Psittacidae. The transcript has a single exon. Bases 17 to 682 code for a protein of 221 amino acids. The record is from RefSeq and is a predicted model, not a curated record.